GUUUCUCUCAAUUUUUCCAAUCAUCUGAUUUUUUACUCUCUCUUCAAUGCAUGAUCUUCGAUCUUGUGGUAUUGUUGAGGGCUGAACUUUUUAUUUUGUAUCCCCUGAAAUCUAAAUCUUGAUCAGAAAAGAAGAAUGCUGGAAGCGGUGGAUAGCUCAGGAUCGCAGCAUAUACAGAGCUUUUGUUGCGGCGAGAGCAGUAGCGAAGAGGAGCUAGCGGUUUUGCCACGUCAUACGAAAGUGGUGGUGAUCGGAAACAACCGUACGAAGUCGGUGCUUGUUGGUCUUCAAGGUGUUGUCUUAAAAGCUGUCGGUCUUGGUGGUUGGCAUUGGCUGGUAUUGACAAAUGGGAUAGAAGUAAAGUUGCAGAGGAAUGCGCUUAGUGUCAUUGAAGCUCCCACUGGAAACGAAGAUGACGAUGAUCUUGAUUUAGAUAACACUCAGAGGAAUGGUUCUGACAUGAUUUUUUCUUUUCCAGCAUCUGAGGACACACUUAAGCCUCAUAAGUCGAAGCAAAAAAGGCAGAGAUCAUCUCGGUCAUCUCACAAGACCAUGAGCUGGUCUCUAUCAUCUGACUCACAAUUCAAAAGCUCUGGUUUCACUCCUCAAAACAUGAAGGUUGAUCUUAGUAAACUAGAAAUGCCUGCUUUACUGAAAUAUUGGCGACACUUCAAUCUCGUGGAUGCAAUUCCAAAUCCAUCAAAGGAACAACUAAUUGACAUUGUCCAGAGACACUUUAUGUCUCAGCAAAUGGAUGAGCUUCAAGUUAUUAUGGGGUUUGUCCAAGCAGCAAAGAGAAUGAAGAAAGCGUGCAAGUUGCAAUCAAAAGAAGCCAGAAACAUUGAUUUUAACUGCAUCAGCUAAAAGAAAAGCCCUGACUUAUAACAGAUCAUGUAAGUAAGGUACUGCCAACUUGUUUAACCAUAUGUGACUUUGCUGCUAGUUUUUGUUCUUUCUGAAGACUUUUGGCUAAAAAGUAGAAUGUUGUUUCUUAUUGCUUCGGUUGUUUAGCCAUGUAAUUAUCCAUCAAGAAACUAAAUGACCCUGAAACCAAGAAACAUGACUCUCUGAAGCUCCCAAUUGAAACAAUAUGUUCU
This is a messenger RNA of Eruca vesicaria subsp. sativa (arugula), 1097 nucleotides long. NCBI's taxonomy places the organism in Eukaryota, Viridiplantae, Streptophyta, Magnoliopsida, Brassicales, Brassicaceae. The record is from the annotation of a GenBank genome assembly.